AUGACAGAGUCAUCCCGAACGUCGACAUUUAUGGUACCUCAGAUGACGGUGGAGGAUUUACUGCAGAGAGGUGCAGAACCCAACCUGCUGCUCAAUGAAGGCGUGGCCGCGGUGUAUCUGGCUGCAGGGAAGGAAUCAGAAAAAGGACUGCGGUGCCUUAAAGUGCUCCUGCAGAACGGCGCUGAUCCAAACCUCAGGUCUGGUGAGGAUCUGACUCCGUUACACAUCGCUGCGUUAUGGGGUUGUUAUCAGAACCUCAAACUCCUGCUGAAGAACGGAGGAGACCCGAGUCUGAAAGACCAGGAUGGGAAUAAGGCAGUUGAUCUGGCAGAACAGGGGGAAAACAGUAAAUGUGCCAGCAUCCUUCAGGAAUACGAGUCUCACACACCCCAAGCUGAACAUGAGGAUUUGCCCAAAUUCCAAUACUCGCUCUACUCAGGCCACUCGGUGAGAGACUGCAGCGGGAACCUGACACAGAUGAGUGAUUUCGGAGACGAGCUGCUCAGCAGCACCCGAUAUUCCUCGUUUUACCGUAAAGCAGAAAGUAACGGGCUGCCAAGGGCCAGAGACCCUCACGAGUCCUGGCUCUCCGAUAUCUCUGGUUUUACUGCACAUGAUAGUGACGUGUUUAACAGAGAAGAAGUGGGCGGUUCUCUUCCUCCGGUUCUCUCCAGUACUCGCCUGUCAGGGAUGGACUUUAAGAAGAGUACAGAAGUGGUCCAGCCAGCUUGUUUUCUCACAGCAAGCCAGAAAAGCGUCACGUUCAGAGAUUACGAUGAGUAUUUUCCAGAUUUGAACCAAAACAAUGAUGACAUCUGGAACUCCACGGACUCGACGGUCGAUUUCUCGCUGUAUCCCGACUUCUUGCACUCGGAGCGCAUGACUACUGUGCUGCAGAAUCAGGGGAUUGACGUGACGUCUCCAGAUGAUGUGUUUGUCUUCUGCAGAGAUGGAAACACCACAGACAAUUUUGAUAAGACUGUAGUGGGAGGGACGGCUCUGGGGGAGGACGACGGAGAUGAUGGAGAAGACGUGUUUGUUGCUAAGGUUGAUUCGCUGAAGUGCGCCGCUCACUCCGCUGCCAGCAGCAGCAGUGGGUCGAGUCAGUACAGCAGCUGCGACAGCGAGCCGUACAAGACUACCAUCGAAGCACCUUUAUCUUCUGAAAACAUUGCACCAUCAGAAAAAGAUGGACAGACAAAAGGAAGUCUGGACUCUGACAAGAAGGAAGAACUUAAUUUACAGUUGCAAGCAUGCGAUGAAAAAACGAGUGAGCUUUCCUUCACUCCGAGUCCGUUCAUCACAGGCAGGACCCGUUCACGGCUCAGUCGCUGCUCCCAGAGAAACAGCACAUCGUCUUUUUCCUCCUUGUCUCUUUUUGAACAGACGCUCCCUACACCAACGCGAGUGCGCCGCGAUGUUACUCAAUCAGACAAACGUAAACAGAGACGUCCCUCUGAAGAAGACAAAGGAGCACAUCUUGAUUCCAAAAUGGCCAAUCUCUGCGUUUCUUCUCAACUUCAUGGAAGCCAAGCGGAUACUCUGAUUAUCUCUGGAAGCAUGGCAGAUACCAUCAUCAUUCCGAGAGGUGCCACUGAGGAUGCUUUAGAAGGUGGAACAUCAUCAUUAUGCCACCAAGAGGAGGAUGUGUUCACUGAAGACGAGGAGUUUUUAACUUCAGAUGUUUCCACAUCAGAUGCAGAAAUACACAGAAACACCAAUUCUCAAGAGUCCAGCUCAGAGUCAGGUUCCAGCUUGAGUCAAAUCCUCGAGGUUCCAUCCACCGGCUGCACACCGAGAUACAGCAUGAGCCGAAUCUGCAACCGUUCCCAAACUCAGUCACUCGCAAACCUGUCCUACACCCCCGGAGGACGUCCUCUCAUCACUGACGUGGACGAACCGGUGGAGUAUCUUUACACUGAUACUGAGGAGGGGCAUGAGCUGAUCGAGACACACGUCCCUCCAAUGUCCAACACAUCUAUAAGCUCCUCUGUCAGCGAGGAGACCGUUAUUUACGACUGGCACUCGUUACAGGCUGCAGCCAAAAGUCCAGAGAAGGGAAAAGAAAACCGCAGUCCUAAUGAAGUGAUGGAGAGCGCGAAUAUCUCUGAGAUGGAAGGGUUAACAGACCGAGAGCUCAGGCGCAAACUCGUCGAACUGGGAGAGGAACCCGGACCCAUCAACAGAAACACGGGCCGUCUGUACGUUCAGAAAUUACGAACACUGCAGAAGGAACGUGUUGCUGAGAAAUCAGCGCAGGAUGAACAGAACACAAUCGCCGGUUACAGUCCGGAGAUGAAUAAAGUGUUGUGUUCGUUCAACCUGCCUGACUGUAAAGCUGAUGAGUUUGCGCUGUGUGAGCAGUUCGAUCAGCCUGAUCAAAAUAAACGCUGGCGUGAAGGUGUCAUAAAGUCCAGCUUUAACUACCUGUUACUUGACCCCAGAGUGUCGAAGAAUCUUCUAUACCGCAGUCAGUGGAUGACUCCCCACGAGUGUUUCCAGACUUUCAUCAGCUCCAUUUUCUACGUGGGAAAAGGCAAACGCUCUCGACCGUACAGCCACCUGUAUGAAGCUCUGGAGUAUUUCAAAGGAGACAAAUCAUCCAGGAAACUCUGCUCGAAGGUGCAGCACAUCCUGCAGGUGUGGAACUGUGGUCACGGUGUUAUCUCGUUGCACUGCUUCCAGAAUGUGAUUCCUGUGGAGGCGUACACACGCGAGGCCUGCAUGGUGGACGCCAUCAGUUUGAAGAUGUUGACCAAUCAGAAGCGAGGGGAUUAUUAUGGGAUGGUCUCCACCUGGCCUGCUAAGAGGCAGCGUGAGCUCGGGAUUCACCUGCUGUACAGAUCCAUGCAGAUUUUCCUGGCUGAGGGAGAGAGACAGCUCCGGCCGGCUGAUAUCAGGCAAUGA
This is a messenger RNA of Neoarius graeffei (lesser salmon catfish), 2907 nucleotides long. RefSeq lists its product as uncharacterized. The record is from RefSeq and is a predicted model, not a curated record. NCBI's taxonomy places the organism in Eukaryota, Metazoa, Chordata, Actinopteri, Siluriformes, Ariidae. Bases 1 to 2907 code for a protein of 968 amino acids. The transcript has 9 exons. Gene Ontology annotation, molecular function: protein binding; endonuclease activity.